Exophiala aquamarina CBS 119918 is the source of this 843-nucleotide messenger RNA. RefSeq names its product replication factor A2. Gene Ontology annotation, biological process: nucleotide-excision repair; DNA replication; double-strand break repair via homologous recombination. Bases 1 to 843 code for a protein of 280 amino acids. NCBI's taxonomy places the organism in Eukaryota, Fungi, Ascomycota, Eurotiomycetes, Chaetothyriales, Herpotrichiellaceae. Gene Ontology annotation, molecular function: DNA binding. The transcript has 4 exons. The record is from RefSeq and is a predicted model, not a curated record. Gene Ontology annotation, cellular component: nucleus; site of double-strand break; DNA replication factor A complex.
AUGGAUUACGGGUACGGAAACAACUAUUCCACCUCCUACGGUGCAAAUGGUGCUGCCGAUGGUGGCGGCUUUGUGGCAGGAGAACCACAAAGUAGCCCUGCCGGUGGAAGGAGCGGAUACGGAAAAGAUACCGUUCGACCCUUGACCAUCAAACAAGUCCUAGAAGCCCAGCAACCACAUCCUGAUGCAGAUUUCAAGGUGGAUGGCGAACAAAUCAGUCAGAUUACCUUCGUUGGACAAAUCAGAAACAUCAGCACACAAGCGACCAAUGUCACUUACAAAGUGGACGAUGGGACGGGCCUGAUUGAGGUCAAGCUGUGGACGGACACGGAAUCAAAUCAAGAACAGAUGGAUGUCGAAUCCGACUCGAACAAACCCAAAUUACGAGAAGACGGCUAUUGUCGAGUUUGGGGCCGUUUGAAGGCAUUUAACAAUAAGCGGCAUGUUGGUGCUCAUGUCAUUCGGCCUAUAUCUGAUUACAAUGAGAUCAACUAUCACCUUCUCGAGGCCACAGCUGUGCACCUCUUUUUCACCAGAGGCUUGCCAUCGGAUGCACAAUCAAACGGUCAGAAACCUGGGGGGGCCAAUGGCGUUCAAGGCAUGGCAUCCGACCUUGGUUCUGUGGCUGACGGUGCUCUUUCGUCAUGUUCUGGCCUUGCUCGAAGAGUAUUCGCCGCCCUUAAGAAUACCCCACAGAGCAACGAAGGUUUGCAUGUUCAAAUGAUUGCAUCGAGCAUGGGAAUGCCUGUCUCAGAUGUAUAUAAGGGUGCAGAGGAGUUGCUGGGUGUAUGUCUGAUUUUCACGACCGUUGAUGAUGAUACGUGGGCGAUUAUGGAGACUUGA